Fusarium mangiferae is the source of this 1059-nucleotide messenger RNA. RefSeq lists its product as uncharacterized. NCBI's taxonomy places the organism in Eukaryota, Fungi, Ascomycota, Sordariomycetes, Hypocreales, Nectriaceae. The coding region runs from base 1 to 1059 and encodes 352 amino acids. The transcript has a single exon. The record is from RefSeq and is a predicted model, not a curated record.
AUGGAGCCAGUUCCCGAGACAGAGCGUAUGGAGGAGUUCCGUCCUACUCCUACACCAGCACCCGCACCUGUAUCUGCCUCUGCCUCUGCCUCUGCCUCUGCAUCUGCUUCCUCAUCAUUGUCUGCUUCACCCUCACUCUCUCCAGGGUAUCCAUCGCUGCGACUUCAGAGCCCCAGCGCCUUUUCCAACCUCAGCAUCGAAUUGCCUCGAAAGCCGCCAAACCUGAGACGAAGCACCGACCCCAGUCCGACAUCGCCAGCUUCACCAUCUUGGUCUGCCACACCCUUCCUUCCGUAUCGACCACGCACCACUUCUCCGCUCUCAGGCGCUCAUUCUAGGUCUCGUUCUACGACGAGUCUUGCGCCCCCAAUGUCUCGUACUCAAUCCAUGCCAGGCGUCAAUGGAUCAGGCCAUAUUCUUUUUUCGCCCCAGCACCGUCCUGGAAGCCCCUCUGGAUCUCCUAGCAGAGUCCGCAUUCCACGAAAGCCUGUCGACGAAGCUUUCCCGCCAAUUUCUCCAGUUCGAACUUCAGUUCUCGAACCUGAGCAAAUGCAUGAGCGACGAAGUACCUCUCCCAUCAUGGGCGUUUCCACAAGCACCCCCGCCCGACUACGACGGCCAUCUUCUCCUCUUCGAACAUUCACAUCUUCGAGCACUGGCUCUCUAGGCACAUUUCCAUCAACACCAUCCUCUUCUAUUUCCUCAACAUCCUCUUAUCGAAGCUACGAUGCCCUUUCCGGAAGCUAUGGCACAACUUACUCGUCGGUUCCCUCCACGCCAACGUCGACCAGGUCCCGAAGCCCCAGCAUCUCCAGCUUGGAAACAAUUCCGGACACACCUGAUGCUGAAGAAGCAGCGCUGGAAGCUGAAAGAAUUGCCCAGCUCAAGGCCGAUGCAGAUGCUGCAGAGGGAAAUGAAUCCUCCGACCUGAAAGGAAAGGAUGGCCAGACGCGAGGCCGUACGAUGGGUUUCGGCUCUAGAGACAAGCGAAAGCGUUGGAGUGUGUGCGGUGCUGAGCGAAGAGGAGAUCUCGACCUUGAGACCAUCUGGGAGGACUGA